Messenger RNA from Oncorhynchus tshawytscha (Chinook salmon), 2080 nucleotides. RefSeq names its product nucleobindin 2b (gene nucb2b). Gene Ontology annotation, molecular function: calcium ion binding. Gene Ontology annotation, cellular component: endoplasmic reticulum-Golgi intermediate compartment; extracellular exosome. The record is from RefSeq and is a predicted model, not a curated record. The transcript has 13 exons. NCBI's taxonomy places the organism in Eukaryota, Metazoa, Chordata, Actinopteri, Salmoniformes, Salmonidae. Bases 139 to 1479 code for a protein of 446 amino acids.
CUUACUAGGAAGAGGCUGACCAGUGUGAAGUGCAUGACAUCUGUAAACAGACUCCAGUCUUUUCGAAUUGUCUCCAGGGUUGGAUGAAUUAUAGCAAACGUUAAAAAAAUAAUAACUGAAAAGGUGGACACUGUCAAAAUGUUGUGGAGUAAAGCCUUCUGCCACAACACUGUGCUCCUCCUGAGCCUGUGGUUCUGUGUGGAAGCAGUGCCCAUCGCUGUGGACAAGACUGAAGUGGAAACCCCAGAGGAGAAACUGGAGGCACCACAGAGUGUGGACACCGGGCUUCACUAUGACCGCUACCUCAGGGAAGUCAUUGAUUUCCUGGAGAAGGACCAGCAUUUCAGAGAGAAGCUCCACAAUACAGACAUGGAGGACAUUAAGCAAGGCAAGCUGGCCAAAGAGCUGGACUUUGUCGGCCAUCAAGUGAGGACCAAACUGGACGAGCUGAAGAGGCAGGAGGUGAACAGGCUAAGGACGCUCAUCAAAGCCAAACAAGACGCUGAGGGAGGGCAUGAAAUGAACCACAAGGUGCUGCUCAAGCAGUUUGAGUACAUGAACCACAUGAACCCACACACCUUUGAAGUGGAGGACCUGGAUAAGCUUAUUCAAUCGGCUACUAAUGACUUGGAGAACUAUGACCAGAAGCGUCACGAGGAGUUUAAGAGGUACGAGAUGAUGAAGGAGCACGAGAGGAAGGAGCACUUGAAGAACCUCGACGAGGAGCAUCGCAAAGACGAGGAGCAGCACUAUGAAGAGCUGAGGAAGAAACACGCAGACCAUCCUAAAAUCAACCACCCUGGCAGUCAGGACCAGCUGAAAGAGGUCUGGAAGGAGUCAGAUGGUUUGGACCCAAAUGACUUUGACCCCAAGACCUUCUUCAAACUCCAUGACACCAAUGGAGACAGCUACAUUGAUGAGCAGGAGCUUGAAGCCCUGUUCACUAAAGAGCUGGAGAAGAUGUACAGACCCAAUCUAGAUGAGGAUGACAUGACAGAGAUGGAGGAGGAGAGACUGCGCAUGAGGGAACACGUCAUGAAUGAGGUAGACACCAACAAGGACAGACUGGUCUCCCUGGAGGAGUUCCUGAUGUCCACAAACAAGAAAGAGUUCUUAGAGCCAGACAGCUGGGAGACUCUGGAGCAGGCUCCCGCGUACACUGAUGAGGAGAUGAAGUUGUUUGAGGAGCAGCUGGCCCAGGAGGAGAGCAACCUCAACCAGAAGAACUCAGAUCUGCAGAAACAGAAGGAGGAGCUGGAAAGGCAGCAGGAGAAGCUCAAUGCCCAGAAAGCUGAGCUGCAGCAGGCUGUGGAACACAUGCAGAUAAUAAAAUCAGAAAAAGCAAACGCCGCCAUUGACGUUAAAGAUGGUGGCUCUACAGUAGCAGUGCCCCCUGGAGGUCAAGCAUUGCCAGUACUACCAGGAGACAGCCUACCUCUACCCCCUGGUCACCAACAACACUUACCUGCAAGCUCUUAGCAGGCCCGGAAGCUUUUUCUGUGUGUGGAUCUGUGUGUUUGCGUGGGUGUACAUAUAAAUCUCGCAGUGAAUCAGUUUUAGUCUGUUUUAAUGUGUUGUCAGACCUCCGGAUUUCCCAACACAUACCCGAAUGCACACAUACAGUCCAGCAAUUUCCGGACACUAGCUGAUCCAAUUAGAAUGUAGCCUUUUGAUUUUGACCCACUUCUAGUUGUGGCAUUCUGUAGCUGGCAGGAGCAGCCAGCACAACCGACAAGACUUGAAAGAAUCUGAACCAGACAUUCUGUGGACAAUCCACUCUUCGGUAUUAGUUCAUUAAACCUAUUGACAACCACGGCACAGUUCUAAAUGGUGAUGUGCUUUGGGAGAAGUGGGAAGAGUUUUUGUUCCUGAAUAUUAGCAGAAUGUGUGCAGUAUUUCGUUUUCUACCUAGUUAGGUAGGCUACCCAGUGGCAUCGCUUCUUUGGAGAAACAUGUUUAAAAUACAUUUUGUUGAAUAGUUUAUAGAGGUGGGGAAAUAAAGGUCAAAUGAAUGCCUAUUUUGACAUGCUGCUUGAUAGUAUGUCAACCUCAAUAAAUUCAAAUUUAUCUUGAUAAUAAA